Micropterus dolomieu (smallmouth bass) is the source of this 2031-nucleotide messenger RNA. RefSeq names its product integrin alpha-L-like. Gene Ontology annotation, biological process: cell adhesion mediated by integrin; cell-cell adhesion; integrin-mediated signaling pathway. Lineage: Eukaryota; Metazoa; Chordata; Actinopteri; Centrarchiformes; Centrarchidae. The transcript has 15 exons. The record is from RefSeq and is a predicted model, not a curated record. Gene Ontology annotation, cellular component: integrin complex; external side of plasma membrane. Gene Ontology annotation, molecular function: integrin binding. The annotation marks the transcript as partial.
AUUGCAGCCACAUCUGUAUCUUUCACUUUCAACAUUAAUACAAUAACCCCCCACAUCAAUACUACAGAACAAAACGAUUUCUUUGGAAACAAGGUGCUUCAAAUCAUCUCUGGCAAGAACAACGGACUUGUCACUGCACCUCAGCAGCUAAACAGAUCUGAAGAAACAUGCAGAUCUGAUCUAAACCAAACCCACCAGUGCUUCAUUAUUCCAGAAAUGUCUCUCACAAACAAAAUAUUACCAAUCAAACACUUUGGACUGUCAAUAACUGAAGAUGCCACACUCUCCCUAUACACGAGUCCAAGUGCAAUCCUUGAAUGUAAUAAAAACUCCUUUCUGAACAUCUUAGAUCCUCUUCAGCAAAUCUCCUGUUACACAACAGGGGUCAAAGAAUUCAUAAAAAAGACAGUGGACCUUGUCUUUCUUUUUGAUGGAUCAGGAAGUAUGACAGAAGCAGAGUUCAACCAAAAUAAAGAUUUCAUAAAGGAUGUUAUGAAGAGCCUUUCAAACACAUCAGUCAAGUUUGCAGCAGUUCAGUUCUCGUUUGAUUACAGGAUGGUUUUUAACUUCAGUGACUUUAAUGAUGGCAGAGCUCUCGAUGAAUCCCAUAUGAAGACUCUCACCAACACACACAAAGCUCUCGAAUUUGUGUUGGAGAAAAUCUUUGACAACCCAGAUGCAGGUGCUUCUCCUGACGCAACUAAAGUUCUGGUACUAAUCACAGAUGGAGAUCCCAGUGAUACAGACAAUUAUGGGAUUAUUAAAAGAUAUAAUGAAAAACAUGUCAUUCGCUUUGUCAUUGGGGUCAAAGCUGCUAAGCUGGAUAAAUUUAAGGCCAUUGCUUCAGAUCCAAUCGACAAAUAUGCCUUAAAAAUUGAGAACUAUGACGAACUCAUAGGGAUGAUGAAAAACUUUCACAACAAGAUCUUUACAAUGGAAGGUGGUGUAAAGUUGUUUUUAACUGGUGUAAUACUGUUUUUACAAAAAUCCAUUUUAUCUUCCUGGUGUGCCCCUGCAAUAGUAACAAGUUUAGAUGUCUCUUCAAUCAUUUCCUCUCCACUGCCUCACUGGACCAAACAGCCACAAUCAAAGUUGUCUGACUGCGCAGGUCAGUUAAGUGUUGGUAGCUCCACUCAUUUCAAUGCUUUGACCAGACCUGCAUAUUUAUGUCAACAGGAUACCUUGAUCCUGGGUUCAGUUGGAACAAACAGCUGGCGUGGUUUUCUCCACAAACAAAAGCCAACACAAACUGAAGUUCCACACAUGCAGAUGGACUCUUACAUGGUGGCUCCAGAGAUAACAGAGAUUAUUGGUUCCUACUUUGGUGCAGAGCUGUGCUCAGUAGAUGUCAACUCAGACGGUAACACUGACUUCCUGCUGGUGGGAGCUCCCCUGUUUAACCAGCCUCAGGAGAAGACACAAGGCCAGAUCUACGUCUAUACACUGACUGAUGAGGUGGGCUGUGAUAAAGGUUCAGAUUCAGUGAGAGAAAAUUGGCGACAGACACCGAGGGAUACGGAGUCAUUUCAGCCAGUUUGGCGUGUUUUUAAUGUCUUGGCUCGUCUGUCUUUUCAACCUGAGGAGAUAUGCACUGAGACAACUGACUGUCUGGGUAACACCGAGGAAAAUAUAGUCCUACCAAUGGUUACCUUAACUGCUUGCUUUGAAAUGGUCGAAACAACAAAGAGCAAAGCAGGUAGGGACCUGAUCCAAUGGGCAGGGAACUCAGGACUGAGCAUCUUGUGUGUGCUCAGCCUGGAUCCAAUGAGAGAAACACAUCAAGCUUUCUUCAGUCCGAUUGAUAAGACAGCUAGGAAUCUUACCUCAACGUUAAAGCUCAGGAAUAAAGACACCUGCUUCAACUACCCAGUCUACAGGUCCAAAUGUGUGGAUGACAAAUCAUCACCGGUCAGCAUCAGACUAAACUUCUUCCAAGUUGAUAGUGAGAGAGCGAGUGCCGUCCUGAACGUGGACAGCAAAAGGCAGGCUGUUGCCGAGAUUACUAUAAGUUGUCUGGAGAAAUCUAAAUGA